AUGAGUGGAACUAUGCCUUCACCAAAGUCAUCAUUAGCGAAACUAGUACUUUAUCCUAAGCAGAAACCUUUCAGAGUUAUGGUGCUAGGACAAUCAGGAGUUGGCAAAUCAGCACUAGUCGUAAGAUUUAUCACAAGACGAUUUAUUGGGGAAUAUGAUCCGAGUUUAGAAAAAAUAUAUUCAUAUCAAACAAUAAUAGAUAAUGAAACUAUUUACUUUGAAAUUCUGGAUUCGGCGGGUGAUUCUCACGAAAGCGAAUACGCAAACUUAGAAAGUAAUAUUAGAUGGGCGGAAGCAUUCAUUUUGAUGUAUUCCGUAACGGACAAGUGCUCGUUUGACGAGUGCCACCGCUUGAAAUUUCUCAUCAAUUAUAACAAGAGACGGCGCAGACUUACCGCUAGUAUGAAGGAUAGUAUAUUGGAGACACCUGUUGUACUCGUGGGCAACAAAAUGGAUCAAGUUGGGGACCGUAUGGUGAGCACCGACGAGGGACAACGAAGAAGUAAGGAAAUCGGAUGUGUUUGCUUUCACGAGAUUUCUGUUAGAGAGAGCAUUGAUCAAGUAUGGAAUGUAUUUCGAGAUGCACGUCGCUUUUGGCGAGUAGGAAGCAAAUGGUCGCGCGGGCGCGGGGAGCCGGACGUACAUACAGUGGCUCUAGGUCGCCCGCUCGCGCGUGCGAUCUCGGACACCUCAUCGGAAACUGUUGACAAUAUCAGUCCUCCCUAUUGUCGGCGAUUCACUGAAGUAGAACUAGAUGAACGAGACAAGAUAGGCAUUGUACGAAGCGAUUCCACAUCUUCAUCGGGCCAGUCCGAAUGUAUGGACGAGUUCCGUGCUCGAGCCAGUACGGACUCCCGCCUCCCGCCGCGGCCUGAACGUCCAAGAUAUCCUCCUUCCACCUGUCCAAUUCCAAAUGCACUUAGGAGAAUGAGUGUUUCUAUGAGAGGAAAUAACGAAAGCACUUAU
Messenger RNA from Brenthis ino (lesser marbled fritillary), 966 nucleotides. The record is from the annotation of a GenBank genome assembly. NCBI's taxonomy places the organism in Eukaryota, Metazoa, Arthropoda, Insecta, Lepidoptera, Nymphalidae.